CAAGGAAAACAGAAUUAACUUGAACUUUGCACACCAAUCGUAUAUUAAUAACAUCACUGUAUAAACAUACGCAAAAAAUAUAAAUUCUUUCUACUCUUUUGAAGUACUUUAACAGGUUAACCGUAUUUUCUGCGCUCACUGUUAACUAUGGAAGGCUUCUUCAAACUGCACCUUGUGGGUGCUCUUCUUUCUUAUAUUUUGAUUAGUAACAUAUUCUGUGAAGGAAAUAAACUUGAAAAUCAAACUGCCGUUAAUAAUAAGAAACUCAGACAUGUUCAUCUGGUAUUUCGACAUGGAGACAGAUCACCAAUGAAUGAAGUGCCAGAAAUAUAUGCAGAUUUUGAGAGUAUUUGGCCAGAAGGAACUGGUAAACUAACAGAUAUUGGGAUUCGACAACAAUAUCUUCUCGGAAAAUGGCUACGACAAAAGUACGGAGACUUUAUCCCUGAAAAAUACAACAGUUCAAGCUACUACCUAAGAAGUACAGACAAGGAUAGAACUUUGAUGUCCGCAAUGGCCAAUUCUGCUGGCUUUUUCAGUUCAGCUUUCUCACCUCUUGAUGAAUUUGAUCUACAUUGGUCACCAGUACCUGUUCAUACUGUGUCUCAAGAUACCGAUAUCUUCCUGAGUAUGGAUGACUGUCCACGUUUGAAAGUACUGAGAAAGCUGAAAAUGUAUUCUCCUGAUUCGAUUGAAUUUGAGAAAAAACACAAGAAGCUGUUUAAAAUACUAAGACGUGCUACUGGUUUGCGUGUGAAUCGAUUUACCAUUGGAGAAAUCGCUGAUUUUUUGAAAUGUAUGCAAGGUAGCAAUGUUUCUCUACCUGAAUGGUGCACAGGUGAAGUGCUGGAUGAGAUCUAUGAGGUUGAAAAUUUUUACUGGAAGAAAAAAUAUGCUUCUUCAACUGAGAUUAUUCGUCUUGAAGCUGGACUAAUUCUUCACAACUUCAUUAAAUAUAUCCGUUCACUUGUCAGAGGAAAACUUAUCAGCCCAUCUGAAAAUAUACCAAUGUCUAAGAAUCAUAUGGUAGCCUAUUCAGCUCAUGAUACUGAUUUGACAUAUAUUCUAGCUGCUCUUGGUGUUUUUGACAACAAAACUAUUGAGUAUGCGGCUGCUGUAUCAUUGGAAAUCUACGGACCAUCGAAACCAGCGGAUGAAAGUCGAUUUAUCUUAAAAGUCUUUUACAAAAGAGGUUGGGAAGAUGAAGACGGUGAAUAUCUAUCAUUGCCAAUAUGUGAUAACUCUCAGUUCGCUGAUGGAUGUCCACUGAAUAUUGUCUUACAGCACCUUGAAACACUGGCUAUACAUCCACGCAUAUAUGCAAGUGAAUGUUCUUCUGGUCUUGCUAAAUUAGACAGUCAGGCAGCAACAAUAAUAAGUCCAAAAUUAAUUGUGUUUUACACUAUCUUUAUGUCGUCCUUUGUGCUGAUAUUGUUAUUCUCUAUGUUUGCAAUGCGUUCGCAACAAAAAAUUCAGGAAGAGGUUGUUGAGGAACCAAUGUUAAAAAAGUGA
Molecule: messenger RNA, 1512 nt
Organism: Trichobilharzia szidati
Lineage: Eukaryota; Metazoa; Platyhelminthes; Trematoda; Strigeidida; Schistosomatidae
Source: the annotation of a GenBank genome assembly